AUGGCCGUAUAUUUGGUUGCCGUGCUGCUCCUACUGACCCCGUGUCAGCCAGUUCCUCUUGAUUUCCCACCUCUUUCAAAUUCUUCACUAUUCCUUGAAGAACUUAGCAAUACUACUGAACAUUACUCCAUCCAGCCGCCAGGUACAAUCCGCCGGACACCUCAGACAAUCAUUGUCGGAGUUCGGAAAGGUGGGACCAGGGCUUUGCUUGAAAUGUUGGACAUUCACCCAAACAUUGUAGUAGCUGCUACUGAAGUACAUUUCUUUGACUGGGAUGAAAACUAUGUGAAAGAGAUUGAAUGGUAUAGAAGCCUUAUGCCUUUCUCAUUUGAAAAUCAAAUUACUAUUGAAAAGACUCCAGGUUAUUUUACAUCACCACUGGCUGCUGAAAGGAUUCAUAGCAUGAACAGCUCAAUUAAGCUGCUUCUAAUUCUUCGAGACCCUACAGAGAGGGUCAUAUCGGAUUACACCCAAGUUUAUUACAACAGACUGGAAAACCACAAGCCAGUGCAGCCUUUUGAAGGAAUCGUGAUUAAAAAUGGUGCACUUAAUACCAAAUAUAAGGCAAUCCAAAGGAGCUUGUAUGACAUACACAUGGAGAGAUGGCUGAAACACUUCAGUUUAAAUCAGAUCCACAUAGUGGAUGGAAAUACUUUAAUUAAAACACCUCUUACAGAACUGCAGAAAGUGGAGAGGUUCCUUAACCUCCCUCCUAGAAUAGUAUCUUCAAACUUUUAUUUUAACCAAACCAAGGGGUUCUAUUGCAUCAGAAGUGAUGGCCGAGAAAGGUGUUUACAUGAGUCUAAAGGGCGUCCACAUCCUAUAGUAAAUGAAACAGUCUUGGAGCAACUUUACUCUUAUUUCAGAGAACAUAAUCAAAGGUUCUACACAAUGGUUAAUCAAACGUUUGACUGGCACUAG
Staurois parvus is the source of this 921-nucleotide messenger RNA. Lineage: Eukaryota; Metazoa; Chordata; Amphibia; Anura; Ranidae. The record is from the annotation of a GenBank genome assembly.